AUGCUCACUCCGAAUCAGAUGGAUUCCGUUUCCGAGCCCGAUACACGGCCGCAGACGCCCGUGAAAGUCGAAACAGACCCCGAGAUGCCGGCCGAUGAGGGCCCUGUUGUUGUUGUGGCCGAAAAGCCGCCGCCAAAGAAGAGAGGCCCCAAACCAGGCCCUAGGAAUAAGAACAGAGUUACUCAAGAACAGCGCCCCAAAUCGCGUCGAUUGGCGGGCGACGGCUUGAGCAGUAGUCCCGUAAUUCGCGAGCGGUCCGCAAGAAUCGCCAUGAAUACGCAGCCCGUGCCCAAAUUGCUGCCUCCUUCACCACUCGUAGACCCCAGUGCUCCAGAGGGAUUUGUAGAGCCCGAGCUAGCGCCUCCGCAGCCGGGAUACGCAGGAUAUGCGUUGGAAAGCUUGCCUCCGGUGAAGCAGAAACGGCAGGUGCGCAAGGGGAAGGCGGCCGGCUUGCGUCUGUCGCCAGAAGUAGACCCAGAAACACUACAAGAACGAGAGGUGGCCUACCGCGACAACUUGCGGACAACCGAGCUGGAUCGACUCACAGGUGUGUCGGAAAUACGCGCGGACCUCCCGGCCCCGCUGAAACUCGCUGCAAUGAGAAAGCGCGCUCUCGCCUCUAGCCCUGGCGGUGGUUCCGCCAACGACCGCGAAACGCAUGUCAUUUCGCUCCCGUCAACUCCUCGCCAGGGUGGCAGACUUCUGGAAACGACGCCCUCUGGCCGGCCCACCAAGAAAUUGAAGAUCAUAUCGCCCAAGAGACCUCCGCUGCUUCUCGUCGCUCCCUCCGCUUCGCCGACCAGCGACUCAGAGAGUCCGAACAACAACGAUGACUACUGUUCUACUUGUGGAGGUACCGGUAUCUUUAUUUGCUGUGACUCUUGUCCGCGCUCUUUUCAUUUACUCUGUUGCUCGCCGCCACUAUUGGAAGUUCCCGAAGAGGACGACUGGAAUUGUCAGGAAUGUAGAGCCUCACGUGGAAUCGAUCCUAAACCUUCAUGGAAUCUGAUUGGAGUCUUCGGUUUACUUUUGAACGAUUUGCAUGGCUCUAACCCUGUCGAAUUCUGCUUGCCUAAAAGCCUUCGAGAAUCCACCUUUGUGAAUGUGUAUCUGGGCGACGAUACCCAAUACAUGGAUUCGCUGUUGAAAGAGGAAUCGCCUGUUCGAGGCAGCACAAGGGUUAAUGGUGGAGGCAGCACUGGCAGUGGCAAUGGCGGUCAGAUUGUCGGCUUCAACCGAAACGAGGAUCUUGAUAUCGAAUCGCUUUAUGACAAAAAGGGUGUCCCAUUUUUAUGUCACAAGUGCGGCCUUUCUGGACUCCAGAGACGCACGCUUAUAUUCUGCGACUACUGUCCUCUUGUGUGGCAUCUCGACUGUCUCCCCACGCCAAUGUGUGUUCCAAAGACGCUCGGACUCAAAUGGAGAUGUCCCAAUCACGUUGAAUCGUUGCUCCCCUCUUAUUGGCUGGAGCGCAGAAGUUUCAAGGACUCUGUUGUUGUGGACUCAGGUGUGCAAAGCAAUUUUAUGCGCUACUUGCUGGCAAGCAAUUUCCUCAUCAAGUUCAGUGACCAGCCCUACGUCAAUGAUCAUUACGCGCCACUGCUUUCGGAGUAUCUUGGCUUCCAAAGAGACGAUUUCAUUUGCAACGGAAGCAAUUAUGUCGAAAAAUGGAGAGAGGCAUAUAAGAACAACUCUGGGUCAACCGCUGCAAUCAACAAUAGCAACGUGAAUGGUAGCGGUAGUGGCAGUGGGGCCUCUGGAGGAAACGCUUCCGACCAAGCAGAAAAAGAUCCUAAUUUCAAGCGUCCUCCAUUCCUACAGUCAUACGGAAUCGAUGAAGGGGUUGUGGCCAAAGGGUCACAGAAUCUUUCGCGUGUUUUACUUGUCACUAAUGGAGAUGAUCCCAAACUGAAGCCGUUCGUUUACCGAGUACCCGAACAACAGAUUGUGUUGGAUUUCAUGAAGAAAAGCAAAACUACGAGGAAAGAUAUUCUUGAUCAGCUAGAGACAUAUGAGCACAAGGCUCAAGAAGAGACUGAACAGGAUUCUGCUGUCGUUGACACCCUUCUUAGCCUCAAGUCUCUGCGGGUGAAGUUGGAAGAGACCGAGAAGAACGUCGAUGAACAACCGCGCGAAGACUCAAACAAAGAGCCAGAGGCUGCGUUAGAGAAUGAAUUGAAGGAUGGGCUGAGCAUAGAUACUCAGGAGCGUGAGCAGGCAGGGGACACCGCUGAAGCAGCGAUGGUGAAGAAGCUCAUGAGCACAUUAGGGAAGGAGAAACUUUUGCAUCUUAUAUCUUCCUUCUAG
Messenger RNA from Australozyma saopauloensis, 2307 nucleotides. RefSeq lists its product as uncharacterized. The transcript has a single exon. Gene Ontology annotation, cellular component: Rpd3S complex. The record is from RefSeq and is a predicted model, not a curated record. Gene Ontology annotation, biological process: regulation of transcription by RNA polymerase II. NCBI's taxonomy places the organism in Eukaryota, Fungi, Ascomycota, Pichiomycetes, Serinales, Metschnikowiaceae. Bases 1 to 2307 code for a protein of 768 amino acids.